UACAUAACAAUGUUCAAAUUAUCAUUGGAACUUGUUUGUGUCCUGGCUGCAUUCAUAUUAAUAAAUGACAAUCCUAAAUCUAUAUCGGCCAAAUCUAUUAUUGAUAAACGAGAGGUUACAGAAUAUCCAACAAAAUACGAUGAUAUUGAUGUUGAUAAAAUUGUAUCCAGUAAAAGGUUAAUGCAGAACUAUGCCAAUUGUCUCCUGGACAAAUCAUCUUGUACUCCUGAAGGGACAACCUUGAAAAUGUAUCUUCCGGAUGCAAUUGCAACAAGAUGCUCCAAAUGCUCAGAGAAGCAAAAGAAAAUUGUAGGAACAGUUCUAUCACAUUUAGGACAAUUCCACACCGAACUGUUUAAUGAAUUAUUGGAUAAAUACGACCCUGAUGGUGUUAUUAAGGCGCAAUACGAUGGAAGUGACUUGGAUGAUGAAGAUGAGGAAAAUUGAAGAUUUGAUAUUAUUAUAAAAACAUACGCAAUAUUUAUUAAACAUAUGUAUUAAUUGUAUAUA
This is a messenger RNA of Nicrophorus vespilloides, 510 nucleotides long. Its product is annotated as ejaculatory bulb-specific protein 3-like. The record is from RefSeq and is a predicted model, not a curated record. The transcript is spliced from 2 exons. NCBI's taxonomy places the organism in Eukaryota, Metazoa, Arthropoda, Insecta, Coleoptera, Silphidae. The coding region runs from base 10 to 447 and encodes 145 amino acids.